This is a messenger RNA of Hemiscyllium ocellatum (epaulette shark), 2572 nucleotides long. RefSeq names its product zinc finger protein 23-like. Lineage: Eukaryota; Metazoa; Chordata; Chondrichthyes; Orectolobiformes; Hemiscylliidae. The transcript is spliced from 2 exons. Bases 520 to 1869 code for a protein of 449 amino acids. The record is from RefSeq and is a predicted model, not a curated record.
GCAUGCGCAGUGUUAAUCUGGGCAAGGUCGGUGUCGGCAUCACCGGGAGAGCAGCAGAGGAUAAGAUACACGGAAUGAGGUAUUAAAAGGGCAGGAUUUGCAGGCAAGAAACUGAAACCAAACAUUUAAUCAGGAUGCAACAGGCUUUCCCCAUUUGGCAUAACCUGGACCGUACCAGAUUUUGAUCAUGGAAGAAAAAGGAUUCCAUUCGCACUGAGCAGAAACUGUCUGUGUCCUGAUUGUAGACAAAGAUUCAGCCCAUCAUCUGGUCGAUGCAAACAUAAACACAUUCACACUGGGGAGAAGCUUUGGAAAUGUGGAGAGUGUGGAAUUUGAUUCCUAUUCCCAUCUGAGCUGGAAGCUCAUCAGCGUAGUCACUCUGAGGGGGGACUGUUCACCUGCUCUGUGUGUGGGAAGGGAUUCCUUUCUUCCAUCCUGCUGACCCACUAGCGAGGUCAUGCUGAGGAGAUCUUUUACCUGAUUGAAUUGUGGGGACUGCAGUCUCUCCAACGUGUGCAUAUGGAUGAGAGCCCAUUUAACUGCUCAGAUUGCGCGACCUGCUGUAAAAGUCCUGGGGAGCUGAAGUCCCAUCAACACGUUCACACUGAGGAGAGACCGCUUAAGUGCUCAGAUUGUGGGAACAGCUAUCAAAGUUCAGGGGAACUGACAUCCCACCAAUGUGUUCACACAGAUGAAAGACCAUUCAGGUGCUCUCACUGCGGAAAAGGGUUCAAAUGUUCAUCUAAGCUCAUUGUACACCAGCGCGUUCACACUGGAGAGAGACCAUUCACCUGCCCUGAGUGUGGAAAGGGAUUCACUCAGUCAUUUAGGCUGCUGAGACACCAGCGGAUUCACUCUGAGGAGAAACCGUUUCAGUGUCCAGACUGUGGACAGUGCUAUAGAAGCUCCGAAGAACUGGUGUCCCACCAAUAUGUUCACACCAAUGAGCGACCCUUCAGAUGCUCUGACUGUGGGACUGGGUUCAAACGAGGAACUGACCUCACGAAACACCAGCGAGUUCACACUGGGGAGAAGCCGUUCCGCUGUUCUGAGUGUGGGAAAGGCUUCAUUAGGUCAUCCCAACUGCUGACACAUCAGCAGGUUCACACUGGGGAGAGACCGUUUAAGUGUACAGACUGCGGGAAAUGCUGUAAAACGUCUGGGGAACUGAUUUCCCAUCAAAUUCUUCACACUGAUGAGAAACCAUUCAGGUGCUCUCACUGUGGGUCACAGUUCAGGCGAUCGUUUGAACUCACCGUACAUCAGCGAGUUCACACUGGGGAGAGGCCAUUCACUUGCUCUGAGUGUGGGAAGGGCUUCACUCAGUCAUCCAAACUGGCAAAACACCAGCGGUUUCACACAGGGGAGAAGCCAUUCAGAUGUUCCGAGUGUGGGAUGGCAUUCUCAGAGUCAGCCAAACUGGUGAAACAUCAACGAUUUCACACAGGGGACAGGCCAUUCAGAUGUUGUGAGUGUGGGAAAGGGUUCACUGACUCAUCCGACCUGCAGAAACAUAAGCGAAUUCACACAGGGGAGAGGCCAUUCACCUGCACCAAAUGUGGGAAGGGAUUCAUUGAUAGCUCUCAUCUGCUGAGACACCAGCGGGCUCACACUGAUGAGAGACCUUUUCAAUGCCCAGAGUGUUGGAAGUGGUACAAAAGUUCUGAGGACUUGAUCCGUCAUCAACGUGCUCACAGUAACGAGAGACCGUUUAGGUGCUCUCACUGCAGCACUGGCUUCAAGACAUCAUCUGAACUUGUUAGACACAAGCGCAGUCACACAGGGGAGAAGCCAUACAUUUGUUCUGAGUGUGGGAAGAGAUUUACUUAUGCAUCCAGCCUGCGGAAACAUCAGCGUGUUCACCAUUAAUGACCAUGAUUAGAUGUUGCCGUUGAUCACUGUCUGGGACACACGCACCAAACAACCCCGUUGCCCCGUGGCUGACAACUUUAACUGCUCCUCCCACUCUGCCAAGGACAGGCAAGUACUGGGCUUCCUCCACAGCCAAGUCCAGGCCACACAACACCUGGAGGAAGAACACCUCAUCUUCUGCCUUGGGACCCUCCAACUACACAACAUCAAAGUCAACUUCAUCAGUUUCCUCAUCUCCCCUCCCCCACCUUAUCCCAGAUCUAACCCUCCAACUUAGCACCGCCCUCUUGAACUGUCCUAUCUGUCCAUCUUCCUUCCCACCUAUUUGCUCCACUCUCUGCUCCGACCUGUCCCCAUCACCUCCCCCACCUGCAUCUACCUAUCGUGUUUCCAAAUACCAUCCCCCAAGCCCACCCUUCUAUUUAUCUCUCAGGCUUCCCCAACCCACGCCACAUUCCUGAUGCAUGACUUAUGUCUGAAACAUCGACUCUCCUAUUCUUCGGAUGCUGCCUGACCUGCUGUACUUUUCAACUCUGAUCUCCAGCAUCUGCAGUCCUCACUUUCCUCUUGUUGUUGAUCAUGUCCAGCAGUGAACCCUGUUCAGUGGCAUCUGUUCCAAAUAAUCCUGAUGAACUUCACUCACGUUUUAUAUUGUAUUAUUAUGUGAGAUGAAAGGUAAAUAAAUCAGUUUGGUGUUAAA